Messenger RNA from Otolemur garnettii (small-eared galago), 1433 nucleotides. RefSeq names its product insulin like growth factor binding protein 2 (gene IGFBP2). The transcript has 4 exons. The record is from RefSeq and is a predicted model, not a curated record. Gene Ontology annotation, cellular component: extracellular region. Bases 93 to 1088 code for a protein of 331 amino acids. NCBI's taxonomy places the organism in Eukaryota, Metazoa, Chordata, Mammalia, Primates, Galagidae. Gene Ontology annotation, molecular function: insulin-like growth factor I binding; insulin-like growth factor II binding. Gene Ontology annotation, biological process: regulation of insulin-like growth factor receptor signaling pathway.
GGAGGAGAAAGAAGCCAAGGAGGCGGCUCUAGCGCUCGCAGGCCGUGCCACCUGCCCGAUCACUCUCUGCCGUCGCGCUCCUUACCGCCAACAUGCUGCCGAGACUGGGCGGCCCCGCUCUGCCGCUGCUGCUGUCGCCGCUGCUGCUGUUGCUGGGAGUGGGAGGCGGUGGCCUCGGGGCGCGCGCCGAGGUGCUGUUCCGCUGCCCGCUCUGCACUCCUGAGCGCCUGGCCGUCUGCGGGCCGCCGCCGGCCGCGCCACCCGCCGCGGUGGCCGGAGCGGCCACCGGCGCUCGUGCGCCCUGCGCGGAGCUGGUCCGGGAGCCGGGCUGCGGCUGCUGCUCGGUGUGCGCCCGGAUGGAGGGCGAGGCGUGCGGCGUCUACACCCCGCGCUGCGCCCAGGGGCUGCGCUGCUAUCCCGACCCGGACUCCGAGCUGCCCCUGCAGGCGCUGGUCAUGGGCGAGGGCACUUGCGAAAAGCGCCGGGACGCGGAGUACGGCGCCAGCCCGGAGCAGGUUGCAGGUAAGGCGGGCUGGACAGCUAGUUGGGAGAAACUUGGAGGGCAGCGGAGGAGCCUGGCUGGCUGCCGCUGGGUAGCGAAGGAGUGUGCAGCGGGACCCCAGGGAUUGUUUCUGCAUCCUGUCUCUCGGUCACUGCAGACCAUGCUCUUCUUUUUCCUGGGCCUUUCCUGCUACUGGCCCAGUCCUUCCCAAGGUGCAGCCCUGGUGUUGGGUGGCCUGUUACUGACUCCAAGUGUCCUCUGCGCCUGUCUGUUCUCCCAGACUCCCUGCCAGCAGGAACUGGACCAGGUCCUGGAGCGGAUCUCCACCAUGCGCCUUCCAGAUGAGCGGGGCCCUCUGGAGCACCUGUACUCCCUGCACAUCCCCAACUGUGACAAGCAUGGCCUGUACAACCUCAAACAGUGCAAGAUGUCUCUGAAUGGGCAGCGUGGGGAGUGCUGGUGUGUGAACCCCAACACUGGGAAGCUGAUCCAAGGAGCCCCCACCAUCCGGGGGGACCCUGAGUGUCAUCUCUUCUACAAUGAGCAGCAGGAGGCUCGCGGGGUGCACACCCAGCGGGUGCAGUAAGCCACAGCCAGCGGUGCCUGGCCCUCCACCCCACCCUUCUCCAGACACCAGCAGAAGAUGGAGAGUGCUUGAGUGGUUGGUGGUGGGGAUCUUCCAGGAGUUCUUGACCUGUGUAUUUAUAUUUGGCAAGAGACCAGCACCGAACCCAGCUCAGCACCCUCCCUUGCUUCCCCCCUCAUUCCCCGGCUGGAGAUGCCUGCCCCCUUCCCUGCUUGCCCCCUCCCUGGGGGGGAAGAGGAGCUGUGGUGAGGGAGCCGGGGUAAAGCCUUGGGAGGGGGGGAAAGAAAUUUUUAUUUUUGAACCCCUGUGUCUCUUUUGCUUAAGAUUAAAAAAAGGAAAACUAAA